AUGCUUUCUCACACCGUUCUUCUCGCUCUCGUUGCCGCCGUCGGCGCUGUCCCCCUUAACAUCAACUUGGGAGCUUACUCGCCUGCCCUGGUAGUCGGUGAUGGUGAAAUAUCACUGGGAGCGGCGGGUGCUGCAGGUGCGUCAGAAUUGAUGGCGACUCUCGCCCAGGGUGCUCAGCAAGGCGCAGCAGGUGAAGCCGCACAACAAGGUCAGCAAGCAAACCAGCAGGGUGAAGCCGCGCAGCAAGAACAGCAGCAAGGCGAAGCCCAGCCGGCCGAGCAACAAGAACAACCAGCUGAGGGCGAAGCAGCGAAGCGAGGCAACCUCGUCCGUGACAUCAACAAGAUCCUCAAGCGCGAAGCCGCCCCCGAGCCGGCUGAGGUCGCCCACAUCGAUGCUGUUGCCGCCGCCGUCCAGUGGAUCAAGCGAGACAUCAACUCUUUCAACUCCGCUCUGAGCUACGCCGAGAGGGCUCAACAGAACCAGCCCAAGAUUGAGCUCGGUACUGGCGAGGAAGGUUCUGGUGUUGGUAUUACUGUCAACGCUGGUCUCAACGUUCCUGCCAACUCUGCUGCCAACGGUGCUGCCGCCCCCGGCGGCGAGCGGGCCCGCAAGGCUAAGCGCUCCGAGGUCGUCGAGGAUGAUGAAGCGCCCAAGAUGACCCUUGUGGCCAUCACCGAAGUCUGA
Messenger RNA from Didymosphaeria variabile, 687 nucleotides. RefSeq lists its product as uncharacterized. The record is from RefSeq and is a predicted model, not a curated record. The coding region runs from base 1 to 687 and encodes 228 amino acids. The transcript has a single exon. NCBI's taxonomy places the organism in Eukaryota, Fungi, Ascomycota, Dothideomycetes, Pleosporales, Didymosphaeriaceae.